Messenger RNA from Sinocyclocheilus rhinocerous, 668 nucleotides. RefSeq names its product neuroendocrine protein 7B2-like. Gene Ontology annotation, molecular function: enzyme regulator activity. Gene Ontology annotation, biological process: regulation of hormone secretion; neuropeptide signaling pathway. The record is from RefSeq and is a predicted model, not a curated record. The transcript is spliced from 6 exons. The coding region runs from base 120 to 668 and encodes 182 amino acids. NCBI's taxonomy places the organism in Eukaryota, Metazoa, Chordata, Actinopteri, Cypriniformes, Cyprinidae. Gene Ontology annotation, cellular component: secretory granule.
GAGGUGAGAUGAUUCGCUGCUUGGCAACAGAGCAAAUGAAGCGAGGAAGAGGAGGAGGACGGCAUCUGUGCUGAACCCGACAAACCUUUCUCAAUCCAGAUUACAUGUGAACGUCAACGAUGGGUUCGGCUCCGAAAACGGCACACACGGUUCUUUUGAGUGUCAUUAUAAGCUGGAUGGCCGUCGUUUCUGGCCGCAGUCCACGCACGGUGGAUCAGGUGUCGGAGGCGGAUAUCCAGCGCCUGCUGCACGGUGUGAUGGAGCAGCUGGGAAUCGCGCGGCCCAGGGUCGAGUAUCCCGCGCAUCAGGCCACCAACAUAGUCGGUCCACUCAGCAUCCAAGGUGGUGCCCAUGAGGGACUCCAACAUCUCGGGCCAUAUGGGAACAUCCCUAACAUUGUUGCAGAGUUAACUGGAGACAGUGUUCCCAAAGACUUCAGCGAGGACCAUGGCUACCCUGACCCUCCCAAUCCUUGCCCUCUUGGAAAGAGUGCUGCUGAUGGAUGUUUAGAGAACUCUCCAGACACUGCAGAGUUCAGUCGAGAAUUCCAGAAACAUCAGCACAUCUUUGACCCUGAGCAUGACUACCCUGCACUCGCGAAGUGGAAUAAAGGUCUGUUGUAUGAAAAACUGAAGGGUGGGCCGAAAAGAAGAAAAAGGGAAACAUAA